Messenger RNA from Sciurus carolinensis (gray squirrel), 1152 nucleotides. It is a transcript of the gene Nkx2-8, whose product is annotated as NK2 homeobox 8. The transcript has 3 exons. The coding region runs from base 181 to 891 and encodes 236 amino acids. Gene Ontology annotation, cellular component: nucleus. The record is from RefSeq and is a predicted model, not a curated record. NCBI's taxonomy places the organism in Eukaryota, Metazoa, Chordata, Mammalia, Rodentia, Sciuridae. Gene Ontology annotation, molecular function: RNA polymerase II cis-regulatory region sequence-specific DNA binding; DNA-binding transcription factor activity, RNA polymerase II-specific. Gene Ontology annotation, biological process: regulation of transcription by RNA polymerase II; cell differentiation.
AAUCCCCAUUAUCUCUCCCCACUUUGGGCUAAUCAGACAAUCGCUAAUGCCGAAGGCUGCUUCCUGCCGCCUCUGGGAGCUCCUGCCGAGCGCCUCCCACGACCACUCCUAGGAGCGGCGUGCCCGGCCGCCCCUCAGUUCUCAGCCUGCUCUGCCCCCGCCUCCUUCCCCUUAUCGACCAUGGCCACCUCUGGACGCCUCAGCUUCACCGUGCGCAGCCUCCUGAAUUUACCCGAGCAGGACGCGCAGCACCGGCCAAGGCGGGAGCCAGAACCACGCAUCCCCGGUGUGGACCACUGCACCGACUGGCUGGAGUCCGAGCGCACCCACUAUCCCUCCUCGGACGAGAGCAGCCUGGAAACAAGCCCGCCAGACUCGCAGCUUGCGUCGGCUCAGCGUGCGUCUCCGAGCUCCGACGCCGAGAAGAGGAAGAAGCGGAGGGUGCUGUUCUCUAAAGCACAGACUUUGGAGUUGGAGCGACGCUUCCGGCAGCAACGCUACCUGUCUGCACCCGAGCGUGAACAGCUGGCGCGCCUGCUCCGCCUCACGCCCACUCAAGUCAAGAUCUGGUUCCAGAACCAUCGCUACAAGCUGAAGCGGGCGCGCGCGCCGGGAACGGCGGAGUUGCCAGACUUGGCAACCUCUGCUGAGCUGCACCCUGCACCCGGCUUACUGCGCCGCGUGGUGGUUCCAGUGCUGGUGCACGAUGGGCAGCCACGCAGCAGCAACGGUGAGGCCGGCACCGCGUCGGCCCAGGACAAAUGCAGCGCUCCCCCAUCCACGGCCUGCCCACUGCCGGGCUACACCCCCUUCGGUCCCGGCUCCGCGCUCGGCCUCUUCCCCGCCUACCAGCACUUAGCGCCCCCCGCCCUGGUCUCCUGGAAUUGGUGAGGCCGCAAGGGGUACCUGGGGCUAUCCCAGACUUUGAAGCGCGCUGUGUAGCCGCAGUAAGGGUACAGCCAAAGACCUGUAGCUCUCUGGGAUCGCUGUUUGCUGGCCCCUUCCCUGCAGGCCCCACCUCGGGGUAUACUGUCCAGCCCUCUCCAGCUGUCGCGGAAGCACAUACAGGGAACUUUCGCUAAAAUCUCCCCUUCCCUGGACUCAGAGCUAGAUUUUAUUGAGUCUUAUUGUAUAUUUUAAAUAGUCAUUUGU